Scleropages formosus (Asian bonytongue) is the source of this 1851-nucleotide messenger RNA. RefSeq names its product glycoprotein integral membrane 1 (gene ginm1). NCBI's taxonomy places the organism in Eukaryota, Metazoa, Chordata, Actinopteri, Osteoglossiformes, Osteoglossidae. The coding region runs from base 46 to 1089 and encodes 347 amino acids. The transcript is spliced from 8 exons. The record is from RefSeq and is a predicted model, not a curated record.
ACCCAGCAGGCGGCAGUUGGAAUAAACAAUUCCUUCGAAGCCAAGAUGGUGGUACAGUGGUGGCGGCUCUCGUCCCUCUUUUUCUCCUUUGUUUGGUUUAUUUUGGUUGAGGCAGCGCCGAGGCAGCUGGACAAGGAGAAUAUAAACAUCAACCUGACGGCGCUUGGGGAUUCAGGACAAGAGACCAUCCGACUUCAGAUAAAAUUUAACAUCUCCGUGAUUGGAGGGCAAAUAUUUGUGAAUGACAUUCCUGUGAAGUUGUCAGGAGUGACAAGACUCUCCUGCCAGGCAUGGCUGUUGGAGCACAGCAAUGGCUCCAGGCCUGGCCUUGCUGUUACUGCCGUGACCCGGGUUCUGGUCCGCCAGUGGCCCUUGGAGAGCGAUCCCAAGGUGGAGCUGCUGGUCUUCAAUGAGGAGGUCAUUGAAGUGGAUGGGAAAAAGGUCCAACAGACAGAUAUGUAUGAGGUGAACAUACUGAUGAAUCAAAACUUCCAGAAACUGAGACGGACAACAUACUCAUACCCACUGCUGGAGAGCAUGCUCUUCAGCAUUCCCAGGGAGAGGGAUGUGGUAGUUACUGAUCCAAAUUCACCGAAGAAAGGUGAGGACCAAGGCAUAGUACACACAACCAGCCACUACCCCCUUAAACAAGCAGAGACCACUCAGGAGGAGACGGCAGCCCCAGGCAAGCUGCCCGAGACCCCCCUGCGCAUGGACCCUUCCACCUGGUACGAAGAGGACACGACCGCAGAGGAAGAGACUCUCCCAGACAAGCUGCUCCCUGAGACACCUCUCAGAUCGGAGUCCAUGUCUUCCUACAACGCCGUGUGUCGGUGGGUAGAGCAGCUAAGGGAUCGGCUGAAGCGCUUCUGGAGUGAAUCCCUCCCUGUCUUCUUCCUGGUCAUGUGGGUCGUUGUGGUUGGCGUCACAGGGUCAGCGGUCAUCAUCAAAAUACUGGACGUGAUCUUCCCCACCUGUGACAGCAAAGGAAUCCUGUUGCUAAACCCUGUGACUCUGUUGCCUGAGGAGGACAAACAGUGUUUGUUGGAGAACAUGGAGGAGGAGACACAAACGGAGAAGCAGCCGUGAAGAAGGCCUUUGCAAGAUGGCCACCUGUCGCUAGUAGGGCUUGGUCGCAGUCAAGGAAAUUUUCUUUUUCUCCGAGUAGCAUUUUCCCACAAAAUCAGUAUAGCUAUAAUUUUUUUUUUUAUCAUUUCAAGGAAAAAAAAAGUUUAACAGAACAUGUCUGAUAUAUAUUUGCAGAAAGAUGAGAAAGACUGAAAGUAUUUAACAUUUUAGAGCUGAAGUGUACGGUUGGUUACAUUUCCCUAAAAGCAUGUGGUACUGCCAAGAGAAAGUAGGAGGAGGAAAGACAGUAACACUAGAAAUGCAUUAGUAAAUGUAAAGUGAAUAUGCAGUUAUUGAACAGAGAUGAAUGUUGUCCUGUCUAAAAAAUAUUUUGUCCAGCACUUUCUUUAUGGAAUAGAAUAUUUCCAGUCUUUGCACUUAGAUAAGUUGGAAAGAUAAUUCCACACAAAUUGGACCAUUUGUGAGACCUGUCAAAUGUGAGAUGCCUUCCCUGGUGCGGUUAUAUAUAUAUUUUUUUUUCCCCAUGUUUAAAUUGUGUGUAAAUAUGAAGGUUACGAGAGUUGCCUUGUAAGUGUGAGUGAGGACACUGUAAAAAGCAGCAGCUCCUUCACUUAUGUGGGGAACCACAACUGAAAUGUCACUGAUGAGAAGGAAGCCCUGGCCUCUGCGACGUUGGAACGACCGCUUGUUGCCAGGCUUCUGCUGUGCCUUGUUGUGUUUCCACUGGGGUGUGUGAGUGUGGUAUUGAAGCAUUAGAACAUG